AUGUCAUCUAAAGACUCAACGCCAUCGUCCCUUCGAAAGUCUUCGUCAAUAUUUGAACAUGAACAGUCGCUGAGAAGCAUCGGGUCAGUAGUCGAGCCCCCGUCGGAUCCAUCGUCCUUUCGAAAGUCUUUUUCAAGGUUUGAGCAUAGACAGUCUGUGGGAAGCAGCGGGUCGUUAGAAGUCCCACCUGCUUUCCGAGCUUCGCUCAACAUCUUUGAAGACGGCGAAGAGAGAAAUCCAUUAUUGCCAUCAUUCUUUCGGGGCGAUAGCUUGUCUAUCGUCGAGAGAUCUGAUUCAUCCAAUGAUUUGAAAAAUGAGUUUGUAUUCUCUCUAAAGCAUGCAAAAGUACAGGAAGGUCCUUCACUGUCCAUCAAACAAAUCACCGAUUUCCAAGCAAAGAUAAGGGGCUAUUUGGAACGCAAAGUACACAAGAAAUCCACAGAAUCUGUUGUCCUCCUCCAGUCUAUUGGUCGCGGAUUCUUACAGAGGGGAAGGUUCCAUACCAUCAUCGGAGCUGCGAUUCGAUGCCAAGCUUUUGUACGAAGAUAUUUGGUACAACGGGAAUCAAGGCGACUUUACGAUAUUCAGAACCCCCCACACAUUCGGAAGCUACGGAAUCAGAUUGCCGCGAUCCGACUAAAGCUCGAUGCAGUGAAUGAAGAACGGGAGUGCAUGCACAAAGAACGCGAGCGAAGGAAGGCACAAAUUAAAAAAGAGUGCCUUGAGCGAUUCGCCAAACAGGAGCGGGAUAAGACGCUAGGCAUAGCUCAUGUCCAAAAAUCGGGGAGCCAACUUAUCUCAUACUUCCAAAAUGAGAAUAAUACUUUACGUGCGACCAUGAGAGACUUAGCUAAGAAAUCUGCAGAACUCCGUUCUGAAAACAAGUCGCUUGAGAGUGAUAACCAAGUCGUGGCUCAAUACACUCAUGAACUUCAUUCCCAUUACAAGAUGAUGAAAGAAAGAAAUGGGUCUUUGCAGAAGCAAGCGGAUAAGCUUCGAAAUCAUUACAAGCCAAAGUGGGAAGAUGCGAUUGCUGAGCAGAAGAAUCAUGUUAUCAACGAAGUGAGACAAAAAUAUGUUUAUCGCCAAGGGCUGUUCAAGAUUGUGGACAAUAUUUUGUUGGAUCAAUCGUGCGAUUCCGAUUUCAAGGAUGGCAUUGCUCGAGUCGUUGGGCGUUGUGAAAACGAUUUUGAUUGCGAAAUUGAUAUCGACACGCCACUUGAGUUGUAUCCAUCCCCUCCUGAGCAACAGUCCAUGCUUUCUACCUUCAAACCAGAAGAUGAAAUGUCCCUCGCCAACAGUCAAGAAGAUGAACCUUUUGAAUUUCUUGAUGAUGCCGCUUUCUUGCUUCCUGAUUUGGAGAGCUUCAGUUCCAAUAUGCAUACCGAUGGCGGUAAUGUUGAUGAUUCAAGCAGCACUGCGUCAUCAGCUUCUUCCGCAAGUUCUAGUGACUCAAACUCGUCAAGCGAUUCCAGCGACGAUAGAUCACUGAUGAGAGAUCGUAGUUUCAAAAGCGCACCAACUGUCGCUGAUAGUCCGAAGGACAUUGUGAAGUACUUCGAGCAAAACGAUGGAUCCGCAAUUUCACCCAUCGCCAAGAAGCUCCAUACCGAAACAGAUUCCACUGUCUAUAGUACGGAUGAGAGUGAGUUUGAAGUGAAGUCCGCAGGUUGUGAUACUGGAAAAGUCCUUGUUAAUGCCAACGAUGACAGUGAUACCGAUUCUGGAACUGAAACCUCGAGGCCUCCUUGGGAAACUGAAGAUGAAUCCAAUAUUGACCCAGAUUUCCCUACAGUCAUCAACAUUCCAUCCACAUCAGAGCUGGAGGGGAAAAAAGAGGUUUUAAGUGAUGCUUUUACGCUUUCAUCUACUGCAAGUACCACGGCCAUUGAAUCCCAUAGCUCGUCGAGCUACCUUGAUGUGCACAUGGAGUCUCGCAACAAAAGUCUUAUGCACCCAAUCGGUGCGACAACGUUGGAGCCAGACGAUAAUGAGGAGUAUAAUGUGGGCCAAUCUAGUUUUCACAGUAACGAACCAACAAUCGGAUUCCACCACCAACCUGGUGAUAGCUGUUAUGCGAAUGACAAAGAGGAAAAGAGCAAUAGCCGCCAUAACCCACCGCACCAAGUGACACAGCAUGAGAAGCCUUUGGCUUUCAACGGCCAAGGAAUCGAAAGUCAACCAACGGGAAAAGGUGGAAUCAUCACGUCGUCAGCCAAAGAAGCAGAUAGAGCCAAACCAAAGAGUCCCGUUCGCAUUCGCCAAGAGUCCACCAAAUCGUCAACUACAAGUUCAGUUGAAACUCCAAAACCUUUCCAUGCACGUCCCGCGCCAAAGUUUGGUGAGCCAAAAAUCCCUGUAAGAGCUCGCAACCCUGCAAAGCUUCGUUCUGCAUUCAAGACACGUACAGCUCCAGAGAAAUCACCACCAAGAAUCUCAGCAAGAACCUGCAGCCCAACAAAGCUACGUACUACUUCUUAG
Molecule: messenger RNA, 2481 nt
Organism: Cylindrotheca closterium
Lineage: Eukaryota; Bacillariophyta; Bacillariophyceae; Bacillariales; Bacillariaceae
Source: the annotation of a GenBank genome assembly